AUGACCAGCAGGUGUAUCCUCCAAACUGCUCUCCUGGUAUAUUUCUCCACCACGGUUCUUGCCAUGAACUAUAACUUGCUUCGAUUCCAACUAAGCAGCAGCAGUGUGGAGUGCCAGGAGCUCCUUCUGCAGUUGAAUGGAACUUCUAAAGAUUGCCUCAAGGACAGGAUGAACUUCAAGAUACCUGAGGAGAUCCAGAAAUCCCAGCAGUUCCAGAAGGAGGACAUCGUAUUGGUCACCCUUGAGAUGUUCCAGAAGACCUCUGAUAUUUUCAGGAGAAAUCUCUCAAGCACGGGAUGGAAUGAGAGCAUUGUCGAGAACCUCCUUGCCACACUCCACUGGCAGAAGGAACAUCUGGAGGAAAUCCUGGAAGACAUCAUGCAGGAGGAAAACUUCACUUGGGACCACAGGACCCUUCUGCACCUGAAGAGAUAUUAUCUAAGGAUCGUGCGGUACCUGAAAGCCAAGGAGUACAGCGUCUGUGCCUGGACAAUAGUGCAAGCAGAAAUCCUCAAGAGCUUUUUCUUCCUUGAUAAACUUACAGAUUCUCUCCCUAACUGA
Molecule: messenger RNA, 561 nt
Organism: Enhydra lutris kenyoni (northern sea otter)
Lineage: Eukaryota; Metazoa; Chordata; Mammalia; Carnivora; Mustelidae
Product: interferon beta 1
Exons: 1
Coding region: 1-561 (186 amino acids)
Biological process (GO): cytokine-mediated signaling pathway; defense response; B cell differentiation
Cellular component (GO): extracellular region
Molecular function (GO): type I interferon receptor binding; cytokine activity
Source: RefSeq, a predicted model, not a curated record